Molecule: messenger RNA, 1635 nt
Organism: Malania oleifera
Lineage: Eukaryota; Viridiplantae; Streptophyta; Magnoliopsida; Santalales; Ximeniaceae
Product: bifunctional protein FolD 4, chloroplastic
Exons: 5
Coding region: 233-1336 (367 amino acids)
Biological process (GO): tetrahydrofolate interconversion
Cellular component (GO): cytosol
Molecular function (GO): methenyltetrahydrofolate cyclohydrolase activity; methylenetetrahydrofolate dehydrogenase (NADP+) activity
Source: RefSeq, a predicted model, not a curated record
GUCGAAAUUCAACCUUGGGCGUACGAAUUUAAUUGUGAAAGGAACAGGUAAUUUAGUAAUUUUACCCAUUUCCGCCGUUUUGAUGUGGCAUCGCCGGCGGCCGUCUCUCCUCUCCCGCACGCUUGUAGUGUGAUCCUUCUUUCUAUAAACUAAACCCUAGUUCCGACGUCGACGCAGAGUAGUACCAGACGGCAUAGAAGUUGUUUGAUUGUGUCUUUGCAUCAUUUUUCAUAUGGCGUCGAUGAUGAUGUUCACAGACUGUUCAUCGUCCACCACUGCGCGUCUUCUGCCUCUCAGCACGAACAGAGUCAUCCAAAGCGGCUUCGUCCGCCUCCGCCGCUUACUGCUUCCUCUCCAUCUCCGCCCGCCAAGCCAUGCCUCACUUUCAAUCAGCACUGUUCAUAGCACGCCCAGCUCGUCGUCCCGAGUCACCGCUGCCAUGGCCAUGGAUACCUCUGCAAAGGUAAUUGAUGGAAAAUCAGUUGCAAAGCAAAUUAGAGAUGAGAUAACAGCUGAAAUAUCUAGGAUGAAGGAUGCGAUUGGUGUUGUUCCAGGGCUAGCAGUAAUCCUAGUUGGAGACAGAAAGGAUUCUGCAACUUACGUACGGAACAAGAAAAAGGCUUGUGAAUCUGUAGGAGUCAACUCUUAUGAAGUGCAUUUGCCGGAGGACUCCACAGAACAAGAGGUGCUCAAGUUUAUUUCAGACUUCAAUGACGAUCCAUCAGUCCAUGGCAUCCUUGUUCAGUUACCUCUGCCUUCACAUAUGAAUGAGCAGAACAUCUUAAAUGCUGUUACCAUUGAGAAAGAUGUGGAUGGAUUUCACCCAUUGAACAUUGGCCGCCUUGCCAUGCGAGGCAGGGAACCCUUGUUUGUUCCAUGUACACCUAAAGGCUGCAUUGAGCUGUUGCAUAGAUAUGGGAUUGCUAUCAAAGGAAAGAGGGCAGUUGUCAUUGGCCGGAGCAACAUUGUUGGAAUGCCAGCUGCUCUUUUACUGCAAAGAGAAGAUGCUACAGUAAGUAUCGUGCAUUCCAGAACCAAGAACCCUGAGGAAAUCACGAGUCAAGCUGAUAUUAUCAUCUCGGCCGUAGGGCAACCAAACAUGGUAAAGGGUAAUUGGAUAAAGCCUGGUGCAGUUAUCAUUGAUGUUGGAAUUAAUGCAGUUGAGGAUGCAAAAAGUCCUAGAGGUUACAGGUUGGUAGGAGAUGUAUGUUAUGAGGAGGCUUGCAAGAUUGCAUCUGCUGUUACUCCUGUUCCUGGAGGUGUUGGUCCCAUGACCAUUGCAAUGCUGCUUUCUAAUACCCUCAGCUCAGCAAAGAGGAUCCACAACUUCCUUUGAGACUUUGCAUUAGAGAUUUUACAGAUACUCUUUGGGAAUGACCCAACACAGCCCCCCAUUUCAACUUCAUUCCGACUGCUCCCACCUGGGUCUCCAGUUUACAAUAUUUGAGCUGCCCUACCCCCAAGGAUCAUGUGGCUGACUUACAUGUAUUUUUUUUUUUAAGAUUUAUGAAUAAAAAUAUCUAUCUAAAACAUGAAAAAAGAGAUUGCUUUAGCACAAUGUGUAUUUUUUUUUUUCAAAAAAUAUUCUUAUAUAAAUCUUAGUUGAAUAGUAAUGCUAAUGACAGUAUGCACAAA